AGCCGGAGGAGGCGGAGGCAGAGGAGGAGGAAGCCGGAAGUGCAUCGGCCGGGUCGGUCUGGGCGUUGCGGGAUUGGGGCCUGGGAUCUCUCGGUCCCAGGCAGCCGAGAAGCCCGUGACGGGGCGGAGCGGCGCCAUCCCAGCCCUGAGGCCUGCUGACCGGCAGGUGACCCGCAGCGACCGCACAGCGACGGCGGGCGGCCCCGGACAUGUACGCCCCUGGAGGCGCAGGGCUGCCCGGCGGGCGCCGGCGGAGGAGCCCGGGAGGCAGCGCUCUGCCCAAGCAGCCCGAGCGUAGCCUAGCUUCGGCCCUGCCCGGAGCCCUGUCCAUCACGGCGUUAUGCACUGCCCUCGCCGAACCCGCCUGGCUGCACAUCCACGGAGGCACCUGUUCCCGCCAGGAGCUGGGGGUCUCGGACGUGCUGGGCUACGUGCACCCGGACCUGCUGAAAGAUUUCUGCAUGAAUCCCCAGACAGUGCUGCUCCUGCGGGUCAUUGCUGCCUUCUGCUUCCUGGGCAUCCUAUGUAGUCUCUCCGCAUUCCUUCUGGACGUCUUUGGGCCCAAGCACCCAGCCCUGAAGAUCACCCGCCGCUAUGCCUUCGCCCACAUCCUCACAGUCCUGCAGUGUGCCACCGUCAUCGGCUUCUCUUACUGGGCUUCUGAACUCAUCCUGGCCCAGCAGCAGCAACAUAAAAAAUACCACGGCUCCCAGGUCUACGUCACCUUUGCCGUCAGCUUCUACCUGGUCGCAGGCGCUGGCGGAGCCUCCAUCCUGGCCACCGCGGCCAACCUCCUGCGCCACUACCCCACAGAGGAGGAGGAGCAGGCGCUGGAGCUGCUGUCGGAGAUGGAGGAGAACGAGCCCUACCCAGCCGAGUACGAGGUCAUCAACCAGUUCCAGCCGCCCCCUGCCUACACGCCCUAGUGGAAGCCGGGGCUUCCUUCGGUGGCCCCUCCCACCCAGAGGUGGCUUCCCAGCAGUCCUCACCGGUAGGACCCAGUCAUCUUCAUCAAACCCUCCCCGGGAGAGACUGCCUAGGGUUGUCCCCGCAUCCCUGCUCCCGGAAGCUGGGAUCCAGCAGUUUUACAUAAAGCACUCUUCUCCCUGCCGCCCUCUGCCCCCUUCCUGCUCCUGAGUCACUACCAACCAGGGAUGGGCCAUAUCUUUGGGACCGGGACUUUGCUUGGGGAGCUGCUGAGAGUGGACAGUCCCAGAGAGAAGGGUCACCAGGUCGGUGUGUGUCCCACAGCUGUGGCCCUGCACCCACCCCCUCCUUCCCUCUCCAAGUGCCCGGUCCCAGGCUGCCCACUCCGGGGAUUCUCUGCACUUUAGUCUUUGGCCUUCUCCCUGCCAGUGUUCCGGUCCGAAGGGGAGCAGAGCAGUUGCUCUCCCCGCCCUGCCCUGGCUUUGAGUGGCUGGUGCCAGGCAAGGGGAGCGGAGCUGGGCAGGAGACCGAGGCCUCCUGGUGCCUACAUCGGAUUAGCAUGAAGGGGACUCAGUCUCCCAGCCCCUUCACCUUUUAAAAUGUGAGUGGUUUUAAAAGGAAAAACAAAACCAAGCAACAGCAAGCAUAUUCUCUUUUUAAAAUAGGCUGUUGUUGUUUUUCAGAAAUGUAUCCCAUCCCUUGGGCUCUGCAAUAUUUGGGACCACAGUUCCUCUCGAGCCCGUGGUCCCCUCUUCCAGGUCUCCCCAUGCAGAACGCAGCCUCUGUCCCCCGGCUCCUUCCUGCCCAGCCCCUCUGGCUCCCUGGGGCCUCCCUGUGGAACCAGAGCCGUGCGGUCCCCGGGGGCUGAGGACCAUGGCCUGGCUGGCCGGCCAGUGUGGUGCUCCUCAGGACUGCGGCUCUGAGACGUAGCCUGGCCUCAGCUCAGGAAUGGGGACCACAGCAGGGCCGGACCCUCCCCUGUCCACAUAGGAAGUCCAGCCAGCGGAGCCCCCACAUGUUGGGGUCAGACUAGCAGGCCCAGCUGUCCCUAGCCUGCACCUUGGGGCCACAGCCUGCUGCAUGCCUCUCUCCCCUUCCUGAAUGUCCUCUGGCCCGGGGUGUGCUCCUGGCUCCUUCUUACCCAGCUCUUGCUCUGGUUACACCAUUUGCUGUGGGUCCAGCUGAAUUUUCUGCCCCAAGACCUGGGGCAUAAAGUAAGCAAAAUUCAAGAGAUCUUCAGUGUGGAUCCAGAGGCCAAAUUGUCCUCGCCCAGUUCCUGGCUUCUCUGGAUCUGUGUUCAGCGCUGACCUGAGCGGAGGCCCGCUCCAGUCUCCUCCCACCUGCAAGGGCACAGGCACUUGCACAGGAGCGGAGACUGGGUCUGUGGUGUCCCGAUCGGCCUUGUGCUGGGUUGACCAAGGAUGUCCGGACAGAUGCCUGUGCGGAGACCACGUCUGCAUGUGAGCGAGCGGCUGCCUGGAGUUCACCGCUUGAUGCCAAAGUGUGCCCCGGCGUGACCCCCACUCCUACAGACCCUUCUCUUAGGCAGGAAAGGCUGCCGGAUGAUACCUGAGCACAAAGCCAAGGAGCCGAAUUACAUCUUUCUGUAAAGUCUCGAGUCCAUCAUUGGCACCCCGGAUGUCUGAGCGGGCACCCAACACGCAUGCCAAAGGGAACGGUCGCUCACGAGGACCUGCACAUGCCCCCGAAGACCGUGCCACGUGAUUCAGAACCCUCUUUUUACUAGAUUCCCACGCCUCCCACCUCUCUCUCCCCCUGCCUUCCCAACAUCACUAGUUUGUCACAUAAAUCCCCCUGGUUGUGUGUUUCUUUUCUAGGAAAAACAAUUAAAAAGCAAAACAAUGAAAAACCCGAAACUACAAAUAA
Molecule: messenger RNA, 2814 nt
Organism: Chinchilla lanigera (long-tailed chinchilla)
Lineage: Eukaryota; Metazoa; Chordata; Mammalia; Rodentia; Chinchillidae
Gene: Tmem127
Product: transmembrane protein 127
Exons: 4
Coding region: 210-926 (238 amino acids)
Biological process (GO): negative regulation of TOR signaling; negative regulation of cell population proliferation
Cellular component (GO): membrane
Source: RefSeq, a predicted model, not a curated record